This is a messenger RNA of Asparagus officinalis (garden asparagus), 2920 nucleotides long. RefSeq names its product disease resistance protein RPM1-like. The record is from RefSeq and is a predicted model, not a curated record. The coding region runs from base 1 to 2805 and encodes 934 amino acids. NCBI's taxonomy places the organism in Eukaryota, Viridiplantae, Streptophyta, Magnoliopsida, Asparagales, Asparagaceae. Gene Ontology annotation, biological process: defense response to other organism. Gene Ontology annotation, molecular function: ADP binding. The transcript has 2 exons.
AUGGCAGCUGAAUCAUUUGUAAUGCAGUUGAUCGAAAGCCUAGGCUCUGCACUUGCCGGCGAAGUUGCUAAGGCCGUAUGCUCCCCGAUAAAACGAGAGGCUCUCCUAUCAUCAGAAGUGCAUAGCCGAAUGGGGUCCAUCAAGGGAGAGUUUGAACUGAUGAGAAGCUACCUCAGGGAAGUGGACAACAGGAGAGAUGACAGCCAGCUUGUGGAGGCAUGGGCGAGGAUCCUCCAAGACCUUGUCUACAAGGUGGAAGAUAUUGUUGAUGAAUACACCUACCUCGUUGGAGACCAGCAACGAAGGGGCUUCCUGGCUUUCCUUCAUAGAACUUCCUCAUACUAUAAAAAUAUCAAAUCUUGGCAUUCCAUCAAUUCUCAGCUAGAAGAAGUGAACACUAGGAUCAUCAACCUUGCAUCUCAAAAAGAACGAUAUGGUAUUGAAGAUGAAUCAACUAGUUCACAAGCUCCUGAAACAUAUCGGCAUCAUCAAGAUUACUCAUCUUACUUUCUCGAUGAAGAAGAAAUUGUGGGCUUUAAGAAGUACAGGGAUCUUUUGAUCGGAUGGCUAACUGAAGAGAAGCCACAGAGGACUAUAAUCUCGGUAUGGGGGAUGGGUGGCCUUGGAAAGACUACCCUAGCCAUGGAUAUCUACAAAAGUCGAGAAGUAAGGCGGCACUUCAAGUGCAAGGCCUGGGUGGUCAUCUCCAGCAUGUACAAAACAGUUGAUCUACUAAGAAAGAUUGUGAAAGAACUCUUUGAGGAAAACGAUGAGAUGCUCCCUCAGAACAUUGACGGCAUGUCCAUCAAAAGAUUGAUUGAGACAAUUCGCAAUUUUCUGCUAGGCGAGAGGUACCUUAUUGUUUUAGAUGAUGUUUGGGAUGCCAACGCUUGGUUCGACAUUGAUACAGCAUUGCUGGAUUCUAAAUGUGGAAGUAGAGUCAUUCUAACAACUCGAAUCCACAACGUAGCUAUGUUAGCACUUGAGACUCGUGUUCUAGAGCUGGUCCCCUUAUCUGAGAGUGACUCGUGGCUUCUCUUCUGUAAGAAAGCAUUCUGGAAGGAUGGAGACAGAAUUUGCCCACAAGAGGUGGAGUACUGGGCUAGAAAGAUCACAGAACGAUGCCGAGGCUUGCCGCUAGCCAUCGUGACAAUAGGAAGGGUUGUAUCAACAAGGGAGCAGAAGGAAGUAGAAUGGAGGAAAGUGUAUGAAGGUCUCAAGUGGGAGAUGAUACAGGACAGUAUGUCUGCUAUGGUGAGAAAUGUUUUGAGCUACAGCUUUAAGGACCUCCCACAUUAUAUGAAAAAUUGCUUUCUAUAUUGUAGCAUUUUCCCAGAGGAUCAUCCUAUAAAGAGAAAGAGGCUAAUCCGAUUGUGGGUUGCUGAAGGUUUAAUCAGGAAAGUUUCGGAGAGGACAAUGGAGGUGGAGGCAGAAGUCUACCUUGAUGAGCUUGUCCAUCGGUGCUUGCUUCAGGUUUCAAAGAGGAAUUACUUUGGGCGCGUGAAGCUCUGCAGAAUGCAUGAUGUAAUCCGUGAGCUAACUCUUUCAAUUUGUCAAAGAGCAAACUUCUGCAGAGUAUACGUCAACGAAGAGGAUGACUCAAUUGGUGAAGCGCGCCGCCUAUCAGUGCAAAAGGGCAGUGGUAAUCUUCAAUCAGGAAAUGUAUCCUGCACUCGUUCAUUCUUCCUCUUCGACACGAAAAAAAUGUCCUUAUUGAAUUCUGUAUCAACUAGCUUUCGACUAUUGAGGGUCUUGGAUCUAGAAGGUGUUCCUAUUGAGUCGAUACCUAAAGAAGUCACAGGUUUAUUCAAUCUGCAUUACUUAGGCUUGAGGAAAACUCAAGUUAGAGAUCUCCCUAAAGGCAUGGGAAGGCUUCAGAACUUAGAAACUCUAGAUCUCUACGACAGCAGCAUUGAGAGAUUGCCUCAUGGAGUGACGAAGCUGAAGAAGCUUAGACACCUAUUUGUGGAAAAAAUUCGUGAUCAAACAUAUGCUGAAAUUGGCAGCGAUCCCGGUGUCAAGUCGCCAAAAGGUAUAUGGAAUCUGACUAGCCUCCAGACUUUGCAGUCGACACAGGCAGAUGAAGAGAUUGUCCGAAACAUGCGGGGCAUGGUACAGCUCAGAACCUUGAGGAUAACCAAAGUGAGAGCCAAACACUGCGGGGACUUAUGUUAUUCUUUAUUAAAUAUGAGUCACCUAGAGAACUUGGACAUUGCCGCAAGUAAUGAAACGGAGGCACUACAGUUGGAAGAGUUGGAAGCAAUUGCAUGCCGUAUGCAGAAGCUAGAGCUAAGAGCUCCAUUGGAGAAUGGUGUGGUUCCGAAAUGGUUCAAAUCUCUCACGAAUCUAAGGCAUUUGGGCCUCUCUUGGUCAGGACUGCACGAAGAUCCACUUGCUUCCCUUGCUUCACUGCCUUACUUGGCUGUUUUAGGCCUCUACAAGGCCUAUGACGGGCAAAACCUCUGCUUCAAAGCUGGGGGAUUCAAGAAACUGAACAUGCUGAUGUUGGGGGGUUCGACAAAUCUUGAUUCGGUGAUCAUUGAGGAAGGGGCGAUGCCGGGGCUGAGAGAGCUGUGCUUGCUGAGGUGCAGUGGGAUGAGGCUGUUGCCCACGGGAAUUGAGCACCUUAAAGCACUUCAAGAAAUGUACCUGCUAGAGAUGCCGGAGGAGUUUAUCGAAAAAUUUCACAGAGGAAGCAGUGACAACGAGGAUGAGGAUGUCCUACAGAAGGUUAAACAUAUUCAUACUAUCAAGCAUGUUUUCCAGAGAGACAGCAGAUGGGUAUCAGAAAUUCUUUCCAGAUGAAACGUAUAAUACAGAGACAUCGUACCAUGCGAACAUGCUGUAUAGCACAAAUUAGAGCUCGCAAAGUUCAGCGAGUCUUGGCCUUCAUACUAUAUGUUGGUAUUAGUACCUAGCA